AUGGCCUCGUCCGUGCUCCGGUCGCCGGAACUCAAGGAGACCAUCGUGUCGUACCAAGAAGGACUACCGCAAGACUUGGCCAUCGCCCAGCGCCUCGCGGACGCCGUCACGCUCACGCCGUACCGGCUAUUCACGAGCGACGACGAACCAGGAUACCUUGCCAACGUCCCAGUCCGGUUUGGGUCGCUACCGUACCUCCAGCGUUUCCCACACCCAACGACCAAGCUUCCUCAUCACGCGCUCUUUGUCUCGCCGUGCUACUGCGACCGUGCCCUCGCGCUCCACCUCUUGAUUGUCGAAGGCAACGUGGCGCUCGUCCAGCGCUGGCUGCGAUGGGAUGCCUCGCUGUGUACGUCGGCGACGCUCGAGCUUGCUGCGGCUGCGUCCCAAGGUCCGAUUCUGCGUCUUCUCUUCGAGCAGUUUCCAGCGCUGGCCACACCCAAGAUGAUGGACCUCGUCGCCAUGUCGGGCGACCUCCCACUGCUCAAGUGGCUUCACGAGGCGGGUGCUAUAUGCUCCACCGCCGCAAUGGAUGGCGCGGCCAUGAACGGUCAUUCUGACGUUGUCCUCUUCCUGCACUCUGCAAGGACCGAGGGCUGCACGAUCGCGGCGGCAACGGCAGCAGCCGUCAAUGGUCACGCGUCGGUCGUUCGCUUUCUUCUCGAGCAGCGCACCGAAGGCGUCGACCCGCACCUCCGAUUUGCAACUCCGCACGGCGAGCACAAGACGCACAGUGUACGUGGCGAGACGCACAUUGCGGCCGUCGACCUCGUUGCAGCAAAAGUCGAGUUGACAGACUCGGCGCUUCAAACGAUCGUGGAAAGAGCGGGUCUCGCAGUCCUUCAACAUGUCUACGCGCGCGGGUACCUCAAACGAAUGACCAAGCGACUGCUGGAGCUGGCGGUUGCCAAGCAAGACCACGCAAUGCUGCGCUACGUCCUUCACUGUGUCGACCAAGAGAACCCGCGGCCGCCCAGCGACAACGAGUGGCUGCCAACGUAUGCACCGAAGGUACCAAAGGGGGCCCACUCGCUCUCUCGAACGGGUAACGUUGUUUGUCGAUUCGACCGAUGGGAUAGCUGCCAAGUGAUGGAGCUGGCUGCGCUCAACGGCGACCUGACGUCGCUGGAGCUCUUGCACAAGAGCCGCCUGCGAGUCGGAUCGAGAAAUGCCAUCGUCUACGCGGCCUACCGCGGUCACAUGCACGUGCUCGACUGGCUGAACAAGAACCGACGCGACGGCUGUGGCAAAGACGCAAUGGUGCUUGCUAUCGCCCGCGGUCACAAUGACGUUGUGCGCUGGCUCCACGAGGUAUACGGGCUAUGGCGAACCCACGCUGCCUUGGCCACAGCAGCCUACAUUGGCCACAUGACAAUGGUAACAUACCUCUUGGACAUACCGACGGGCGGUGCCGACAAUUGGACCGACAAGACCGGCGAAUGCUCUCGCGCCGUAGCAUCGCUGCCACAACGAGAUGGGUACCUUGGCAACUCGGGUGUCGACUACGUCAGCGGGUCGCCAGCCCACUGGGCAGCAAACCAAGGCCACCUCGAGGUUCUUCAGCUGCUCGUCGCUCGCGGCUACGAACUGCCGCCCCGAGCCAUUGACCAAGCCGUGGAAAACGGUCACGUGGACGUCGUGCGCUACCUUCACGAGUCGUUUGGCCAACGCUGCGGCCGCCUGCCGAUCGUGUUUGCGAUCUUGAAGACGCACCUUGACGUCGUCGCCUACGUCCACUCGCGCCGCUGCUGGCAGCUCAGUUUGGAUGACGACAUCAGAAACAUUACGCUCCCCAUGCUGCUCGUGGCCACUGCACGCAGUGGUAGCCUCGACAUUUUGGCGCUUGUCCACGCUGCUUUUCAAGUACCAACAACGCUACCACCCCGCGUCUCGGAGCGCAUGAUGAUCCGCGCUGCGUCCUACGGCCACCUCGACAUGCUCCGACAUUUGCACGACGUCUAUGGCUUUGGAUGGACGCCAAUGGCCCAAGAAGCAGCGAGACGACGCGGUCGCAAGAACGUACUGCGCUACUUGCAGACGCUUGGACCCGCGGACGCGUCUGUCUACGACAUCGACGACCGAGAUUUGUGGCUCGAGUUCGAUGAUUUUGUCAUCGCCAUGAGAAUGGUCGGCGGACGCCAGCGUAUGAGACCCAUGUAUCAGUGAGCAUGCGACUAUAAGGAAUCGCUAGAUACAUAGCAUGGCCGACUAAGCUCUUAUAUAACAUGUGAACCGCACUGUUAUAUCUAA
This is a messenger RNA of Saprolegnia diclina VS20, 2250 nucleotides long. RefSeq lists its product as hypothetical. NCBI's taxonomy places the organism in Eukaryota, Oomycota, Saprolegniomycetes, Saprolegniales, Saprolegniaceae. The record is from RefSeq and is a predicted model, not a curated record. The transcript has a single exon. Gene Ontology annotation, molecular function: protein binding. The coding region runs from base 1 to 2166 and encodes 721 amino acids.